UUGCAAACGAGGCUGUGGGUGAACUUAUGUCUGUUAUUUGGAUCUAAGAGUAAUUGUCACGUGGUUACAUAAAAAUAUGGCUGACAAAGGUGAUGAAGAAAUUAAAGUCUUUUUAAAACAGUAUCCGGGUAUUUUCCAAGUGAUUGAUCAAGAAGAUCGUAAAAAAUUUGUUUGUAAACUCACUCAACAUGAAAUACCUUACUCUCUAAAGUCUAUUGAAAAUUACACGAGUGGAAAAAAGUUUCAAAACUUAUUUUCCAAAGUUAAAUCUAUACAUACAAUUGACAAAGUAAUUGAAGGUCCAUAUAAAGAAUAUUUUCUGCCUAGUAGAAAAUCAAAAUCCUGUUUAUUUUGCACGCUUACAAAAAAAGAAAUAAAUAAUUUGCCUCACGAAAUUGAGCAGCAUGUUACAGGUUAUAGAUUUAAAAAAGCCUACUUUUUAAAAAAAGAAGCUGAAAAACCUGGUUUAAAUUGUAAUGGUCAAGAUCAAAAAUCACCUAGCAAAGAAACUGAAAUUUCUAUUCCUGACUUUGUAUUAAAUUCUGAUGUUGAAGACAAUAGUGAAAAUAAUGAAGAUGAUAACGAAUCAGUUGAUUCAAAUCUAGUCGAUACAUGUGAAAUUAAUGAGUGUACAACUGUGCCUAACUUCAAACAAAAUAAAAAAUUAAUAAAGAAAAUGAAUUCGAAUGAUAAUUCUCCAGUAAAAAAAAAGAGAAAAGCUACCGAAAUUGAUAAUAACUGUACUACUAAAUUAAAAAAGAAGAAUUCAAUUGAUAAUUGUUCAGUUAAAAAGAAAAGAAAAGCUACUGAAUUUGAUAAUAAUUGUACUUCUAAAUUAACAAAAAAGAAAAACACAAUUAAAAUUUAAUAACUUUAGUUUUCAAAAUUUUUAUAUAUGAAACAUUUUAUGCGAUUCAAGUAUUCCAUCUUAUAUUUUUUAUUUAGUAUCUUAAUUUUUAGGUGUUUAAGCAAUGCUAUUGUUUUGGAUAUUUUUUUAAUCUAGGAAUACUCGUAUUGUAAUUUUUUUCCUGGAUCUAAAAUGAACACAUGUAUAAUAGUUUAUUCAAAAUAAAUUAUGAAAUGCCCCUGUCA
Messenger RNA from Hydra vulgaris (swiftwater hydra), 1092 nucleotides. RefSeq names its product surfeit locus protein 2. The record is from RefSeq and is a predicted model, not a curated record. NCBI's taxonomy places the organism in Eukaryota, Metazoa, Cnidaria, Hydrozoa, Anthoathecata, Hydridae.